Molecule: messenger RNA, 1752 nt
Organism: Penicillium macrosclerotiorum
Lineage: Eukaryota; Fungi; Ascomycota; Eurotiomycetes; Eurotiales; Aspergillaceae
Product: bifunctional fumarylacetoacetate hydrolase/alpha/beta hydrolase family protein
Exons: 3
Coding region: 1-1752 (583 amino acids)
Molecular function (GO): acetylpyruvate hydrolase activity
Source: RefSeq, a predicted model, not a curated record
AUGUCGGCUCCAUUGACAAACUACGUUACUUACCUGGACCCCGAGCUUCAUGUGCCUCGAGUUGGCCAUCUCAAGUGGGAUGAUGAGACCAUUCAACCUCUCGCAUUUUUUUCUGGGGCACCGCUUGAGAGCUUGUAUCAAAUCAUCGUAGCGGGUCACCACUCCACGAAACCGAUCGGAGACCCGAUCGCACUUCAUUCGGUGCAAUUACGACCUCCCUUCGCUGGCCGAGAUAUUCUUGCAGUUGGCAAGAAUUAUGCCGAACAUGCAAUUGAGUUUAACAAGUCCGGAUAUGACAAUUCCGACAAGGCUGAUCAGCCAAGUCACCCUGUGUUUUUCACAAAGCGUGCAACCUCCAUCGUGGCGCAUGGGGCUCCCAUUGUUCACCAUCCAUCUUUCACCAAGACCCUAGACUAUGAGGGUGAGAUCGGUGUGAUUAUUGGAAAGGGCGGUCUUGGCAUCAAGAAAGAAAAUGCUUUGGAUCAUGUGUGGGGGUACACAAUCAUCAAUGAUGUGACAGCUAGAGAGCGUCAACGCGAUCACAAGCAGUUUUUCAUUGGAAAAUCCGGUGAUUCAUUUUGCCCAAUGGGCCCGGUCGCCGUUCCCGCACACGAUCUGCCUGGUAUACUUCAGGUACAAACCUUUGUCAAUGGUCAGGAGCGACAGAGAGCCACAACAAAAGACUUCAUCUUUUCAAUCCCCACUUUGAUCGAGACACUUUCAGUUGGCAUCACUCUUCAGCCAGGAGAUGUCAUUGCAACCGGAACUCCUGCCGGAGUGGGUUUUAGUCAGGACCCACCAGUAUGGCUCCAGCCAGGUGACGAAGUCAAGGUAUCUGUUACUGGUUUAGGGUCAUUGAUCAAUACAGUAUGCAAACCAAGCCCGUAUGACUCCCUUGCACCUAUACCAGAUCACUUAAAUAUAGCGGAUAACAAUUUAUCGAAAACCAUCACUGGAGAGUGCCUCACUGUCAUAAAUGGGAAACGCCUUUUCUACAAGAAACAGGGCACUGGAAACAAGCCAAUUGUCUUUAUACAUGGUCUCGGAAGUUCCAGCGAAUUUUUCACGCCCUUAAUCAAUGCCCUCGACUUGAACACGUCGCAUCGGUUGUAUCUCAUAGACCUCGAGGGCCAUGGACUCUCACCUACUUCGCCACUGUCUAAUAUUACGAUUGAAUCUCUCGCGAACGACUUAAACGGCAUCUUUGAGAAAGAAGAUCUUUCAUUCGCUUCUCAAGUCACGGUGGUCGCACAUUCGAUGGGAUGCCUUGUCGCUCUCGACUUUGCAAUCAAACACCCGGAGAAAGCCAAGAAGAUCGUUCUUCUUGGCCCACCCCCGAAUCCGUUGACCGCUCUUGCUGUGGACACAUUCACCAAGCGUGCAUCUCUUGUUAGAAGAAAGGGAAUGCUUGCGGUUGCUGAUACAGUCGCUACCGCAGGUACCUCACAGCGUACGAAAGUCUCACUUGGCUUCACAACUGUGAGACUUUCCCUGCUUGGAACUGAGCCCGAAUCAUAUGCCAAGGCUUGCACUGCUCUCGCUGAGUGCAAAGCAUUGCCAAUUCAGUGUAUCCAGGCGAAAACCUUGAUAGUUACUGGCAACGAAGACAAGGUUAGCCCGCCUGCACUGUGUGCUUCUUAUGCGGAACGUAUUCCCCAUUCAUUGCCCCCUGUCGUCUUAGACAAAGUCGGCCACUGGCAUAUAUUCGAAGACUUCCAUGGAGUGGCCAAUGCAAUCAGUGAUUUCCUGUGA